UUUUAAAUGUGAAAUUUGUUUUCCACUAAGUUAUAACAGAUUCAUUUCAAAUAUUAAUUUACAUUUCUGACUAUAAACAGGCUGUAUACUGGAGGUUAAAAGCCCAUGACUUUGUGAAAACAAGUGAGGAUGAUGUUUAUGUAUUAAAAAAGCAGAACUUUUAACCUUUCAAGAUCAUUGUGUUUUACGCUGGUGUGUAACUACUGUGCCCCAAUUUAUCAGUUUAAUCAAGUUUGUAUUCAAGUCAUAUACAAGUCCUUACACAGAGGAAAUGUGUAGGCUUCUGCUUAUAUUAACUAACAAUUCUAAUAUACCUUUAUAAGGUUUGAUCCAGGAAUAUUGAAAUUAGUUAGUUUUUCUAUUGCCUUGCUGGGGUUUGGAUCAGGCACGUACUGCGCCUUUGUGUGAAGCUAGAACUUCACCAAAUGAGCUAAAUGUAACUGCUCUUAUUUUUCUAAGCCUUCCCUAUCUUCAGUUUGCUCUGAAAAAUAUGAAGAUAAGAAUCAUUUCCAUGUAAGGAAUGCAAAAUCUUCACUAUGUUUUCCUCUUCUCUGCCCUUUUAUUCAGCUACUCUUACCAUUUCAAAUGUUGGUAUUUGAGAGACAGAUUUAUCACCCUCAUCACUCACUGGUUCUCAUUCAUUGGCUGUGGCAUAACAGUAUGCCUCCGGGAAAUAUUGCAGAGACGAGAGUAGAAGCAAUCUUGCAAGGGGUUAAUGCUGUAAUCUUUUUCUAGGCUGUUUAUAAUCCCAACACUAGCCCAGUAACAGAAGAGGGUGGAUCUAAAAAGUACCGGAGGGGAUGUGUGUGUGUGUGUGUAUGUGCAUACAUGUGAGUGUGUAUGUGCACACCUGCUUUGCUUUUCUGAACUGCCUUGUUAGCCCCUGGAAUAAAUCUUGUUCAGCCUGAACAGGGCUCUGUGUGCUGGGUGCUCCUGUCAGAGACUCAGAAGAGCUUCCUUGCACAACUGCCUCUCUUGUAUUUCUCCUGAAGACUUCAUUCAGAAAUGUAUUUAUUUACUGAAAGAGUGGGCAGAUAGUUACAAACCCACCCUCUUCUUCAUCAAAGCUAAUCUGUGGAUACUGAAGAAUGGAAAUAGUUGAUGCAAGCUUCCUUGGGAACAAUACCAACAUUACUGCUUUCCUGUGCAAUAUCAUCUUGGAAAAUGACACUUUUUACUGUGUGAAUGAUCCACCUUAUCCUUCUAAAGAUUUUCAUCAGAUAAUUCGAAUUCUGCUGUAUUGUUUGAUAUUCUUGCUCAGCGUUUUGGGGAACAUUCUGGUAAUUACAGUGCUGAUAAGAAAUAAGCGGAUGAGAACAGUCACCAACACGUUUCUGCUGUCACUAGCAGUCAGCGACCUGAUGCUCUGCCUUUUCUGCAUGCCUUUCACCCUCAUUCCCAACCUGCUGAAAGAUUUUAUUUUCGGUAGUGCUGUUUGCAAAACUGCCACUUAUUUCAUGGGUGUCUCUGUAAGUGUAUCUACAUUCAACCUGGUUGCCAUAUCUUUGGAGAGAUACAGUGCCAUUUGCAAACCGCUGCAGUCCAGGGUCUGGCAGACAAAAUCUCAUGCCUUGAGAGUGAUUGCUGCUACCUGGUGUGUCUCCUUCACUAUCAUGUCACCAUACCCAAUCUACAGCAAACUGGUACCUUUUACCAAGUAUAACAACACCACAGCAAAUAUGUGCCGGCUCAUUUGGCCAAGUGAUGUCAUUCAGCAGUCUUGGUACACUUUUCUGCUACUCACACUCUUUCUUAUUCCUGGAAUUAUAAUGAUGGUUGCAUAUGGCCUAAUUUCUUUGGAACUCUAUAGAGGAAUAAAAUUUGAUGCCAGCCAGAGAAAAUCUUCACGAGAAAGAAAAAUAAGUACCUGCAGUGCCAAAUACGAGGAUGGAGACGGAUGCUACCUCAACAAAAGCAAAAGGAAAAGGAAAAUGCCAUUGAAACAGCUCUCUGCUAUGAGCCACAGCAAGAUAGAGAGGGUGAGAAGCAACAGCUCUUCUGCCAACUUAAUGGCCAAGAAACUCGUGAUCCGUAUGUUGAUGGUGAUAGUGGUUUUGUUUUUCAUUUGCUGGACUCCCAUCUUCAGUGUCAAUGCCUGGCGCGCGUUCGACACCGCUUCAGCAGACCAGCGUCUCUCAGGGGCUCCCAUCUCCUUCAUACACUUGUUGUCCUACACUUCUGCUUGUGUGAACCCCAUCAUAUACUGCUUCAUGAACAAGCGUUUCCGCAUGGGCUUUGUAGCCACUUUCACCUGCUGUGCAAAGCAAAGGCCCCCUGCCACACGGGGAGAGGCUGGUGAUGAAGAGGAGGGGAAGACGACAGGGGCUUCACUCUCCAAAAGUUCUUACACGCACAUGACUGUGUCUGCACCACCCUGAGCUGUGUCAGAGGAGGCAACAAGCGGCCUAUCAUCUGGUGUUGGAGAGUGACUGUGGCAUCAGCUGAACAUGAUUUACUUCUGAGUUAAUGAAACACUUCAGUUGACAGUAAACACAGUGAGAAUUCUAUGGGAAAUGGAUGCUAUCACUAUCUGAGUGUUAGAUCACUUUCCCUUCAAAAGUACAAAGGAGGAAGAGGGCUGUGAAGAUAAAGGACUUUGUAAAAAGCCUUAGAAGAUGCUCUGUUUGCCAUAAAUUUCAUUGUAAAAAUUGCUGUCCUUUACAUCAACAAUUUUGCUCAGUGUUCAGCUGGAGUUCUGAGUAUCUCCUAAAAUUUCCAAGAUGCUAAUAGAUUCUUCUCAAACAUGAAUACGUGUAUUGCAGUCUUCACUUCACUAGCUAUGCAUUAUAACCAAAAAAAUCUUUCUGUUAUAUUUGUAGUAUAUUUUCACAUUAUUUUAGCUGAGCUAAUACAUGUUGAGAUAAUUUUGGCAUCACACUCACAGAAGUUCUGGGGUGAGGAGCAUGGGCUUGUCCAUGUGAAAAUAAUACUUUUAUGUAAAAUAAUUUUUUUUAAUAAAAUGAAAAUAAAAUAAUAUAAAUAUUG
Messenger RNA from Pipra filicauda (Wire-tailed manakin), 2985 nucleotides. It is a transcript of the gene CCKAR, whose product is annotated as cholecystokinin A receptor. The coding region runs from base 1089 to 2378 and encodes 429 amino acids. Gene Ontology annotation, biological process: neuropeptide signaling pathway. Gene Ontology annotation, cellular component: membrane. The record is from RefSeq and is a predicted model, not a curated record. Lineage: Eukaryota; Metazoa; Chordata; Aves; Passeriformes; Pipridae. The transcript is spliced from 5 exons. Gene Ontology annotation, molecular function: neuropeptide receptor activity; cholecystokinin receptor activity.